CUUCGGUUACAGGUGUGGUGCGGCCAUGGUGUUCGAGUCUUGGUGGCACAGAUUGCUCCGUCUUGAGUUUAGCCAACUCAUCGACGUCAUACUAGUCGUACAUACAAAAACCACCAACAACAGGCUGGAGCUGCGCUCGGCCAACUCGCACCUAUCUAUCCCCAGCCAUUGACUCUCACGGCCAUGCCCACACGCCGUCGGUUUCCCUCCUAGACGGCCCCUCAACAUGGGCUCCUCUACAGGUCGUCAUCGCGCGCGCAAUGGCGGCGUCGACGUCGGCAGCGGCAAGCCCUCGCACGCGCGCCUCGCCCUCGGCAGCUUCCGCUCGCCGUGGUUCCUCAUCCCCCAGGGCACGGGCAGCGUCGCCCUCGUCCUGCACCAGCUCGACUACCGCUUCCGCGGGCUCGACGCCAUCUCCGUCGUCUUCUGGGUCGCCGCCGUCGCCCUCCUCGCCGCCACCUCGGCCUUGUUCCUGUGCCGCCUCGCCCUCGCGCGGCCGUCGCCCUGGGCCGCCCUCCGCGCCGUCGCCUCCGACACCUCCGAGGCCGCGUGCCUCGCCAGCAUCAGCGUCGCCUUCAUGUCCGUCGUCCAGAUGCUGGCCCUCGUCGUCGUGCCCGGGCCCUGGGGCGGCCGCCCCUGGGCGCUCGUCGUCUACGUCCUUUGGUGGCUCAACUGUGCCAUGGCCGUGGCCGCCUGUCUCCUGAUCCCCUUGCUCUUUGUUCAUUCGAUACACGCAGAGGGAGGCUUCAUCAACUGCCUGACGCCGAGCACCCAGCUGCCGCUCAUCGCCGCCCUCACCUCGGCCGCCGGCGCCGGCACCCUCUGCUCCGCGACAGCUUCCGGGCCCUUCCUCACACCAGCCGAGAAGGUGCCCAUGAUCGUCGUUGCGUAUCUCGAGGUCGGCCUCGGGCUGCCCUUGGCCAUUCUCCUCGACAUUCUCUUCGUCGCCCGUGUCCUGUCGCCCUGGGAGACCGAGACGGGCGCCGAACCCCUCGUUGGCGCCCAGGUAUUCUCCGAGAUGGUCUCGUGUGGCCCCUGGGGCCAGUCGAGCUUUGCUCUCCAGGCGCUCGGCGCCGCGCUGCUGUCGCUCAACGGCAAGCUGGGAGCCGCCGAGCCGGGGCAGACGGAGAGGGUGCUCCUGACUGACGACGCCAUGCGGCCACUCGGCUACGCGAGCAUGCUCGUCGGCCUCACGCUCUGGGGCCAGGGCACCUUUUGGUGGUUGUUUGCCGUGGUGAGCAUCGGGCGCUCCUUUGUCAACCACUUCCGCAGCAAACCGCCCAUGCAAUUUGCCGUGACCGUGUGGGCCAUUGUCUUUCCCUGGGGAGUAUACACAAACGCCGCCGUGCAGCUUGGGAAGCUGCUCGACUCGCCAGCAUUUCGCGUCUGGUCCACCGUGCUGGCAAUUGUGCUUGUCAUUAUAUGGUUGGGCUGCGCAGCAUUUACGCUCAAGGGGGUCUUUCUCGGCACUCUUUUGGGGCACCAGAGGGUAUGGAAGCGGCCUAGCAUCGACGACGUGAACGGGGCUGGCUGAAUGCCUGGCUCUACUUUUCCCGAUGCCAUGGAAGAAAGGUGUCAUGGCAGACAUCGGCUGCCAAGACCUCCGAGACCUGUGAUCCGGCUUCACUGAAACAUUUCGAGCAGCCGCUGCACCGGCCAGGCGUGGGUGUCGCGAUACCGUUCCACGACGCCGCGGAUGGCGUGUCUCUCGUACUGGUCCGUGAAGAAGUCGGCGUAGGUGCCGAUGCCCAGCGCCGCCUGCACCAGUGCCGGGGGUGACGCCGGAUUGCAAAGUGCGAUGCCGCAGAGCUCGAGGAGGAGGAGCCGAACCUCGUUUUCCACCAUGCGCCAGCUCGCCCGCGAUGCCGACUGCGCUCUGUGUCCUCGCGGUCAGUUUGAGCCCUCGACGGCCAACUCGCUGCUAAAGGUGGUGCGGUGCGUACUUGAGGUAGGGGUUCUCAGCCACCAGGACCGACUUGGCUAUGAGCCCGAGCUGCACGCUCGUCACCUCGAUGUUGCUCCCGUACCAAAUGGUGGGGAAAAUUUCUCCCUUGGUCUUGUCCGCCGACUUCUGAUAGAGGGGCUGGAACGCGGGAAGGAUGUCGUGCUCGAGCAGCUCCUGUUGCUUCAUCAAUCGCACUGCUUGCUUCGUCAGCUACGAG
Purpureocillium takamizusanense is the source of this 2162-nucleotide messenger RNA. RefSeq lists its product as uncharacterized. Gene Ontology annotation, biological process: transmembrane transport; sulfite transmembrane transport. Gene Ontology annotation, molecular function: sulfite transmembrane transporter activity. NCBI's taxonomy places the organism in Eukaryota, Fungi, Ascomycota, Sordariomycetes, Hypocreales, Ophiocordycipitaceae. The record is from RefSeq and is a predicted model, not a curated record. The transcript is spliced from 2 exons. The coding region runs from base 227 to 1534 and encodes 435 amino acids. Gene Ontology annotation, cellular component: plasma membrane.